GGGCCGGGCGCGGGGGGGAGAGCGAGCGGACGGCUGCCGCGCGGGAGGCCGAGGGAGGGGCGGCGGCGCGAGCGGCGGCGGCGGCGGCGGCGGCGGUUCCAGCAUGAAGAGGAGAGCUGGCCUGGGGGGCAGCAUGAGGUCAGUGGUGGGCUUCUUGUCCCAGCGGGGCUUGCAUGGGGACCCCCUGCUCACUCAGGACUUUCAGAGGAGACGCCUGCGGGGCUGCAGAAACCUCUACAAGAAGGACCUCCUGGGCCACUUCGGCUGUGUCAAUGCCAUUGAAUUCUCCAACAAUGGAGGCCAGUGGCUGGUCUCAGGAGGAGACGACCGCCGGGUUCUGCUUUGGCACAUGGAGCAAGCCAUCCACUCCAGGGUCAAGCCCAUCCAGCUGAAAGGGGAACAUCAUUCCAACAUUUUUUGCCUGGCGUUCAACAGUGGAAACACCAAAGUGUUCUCUGGAGGAAACGAUGAGCAAGUUAUCCUCCAUGAUGUUGAAAGCAGUGAGACCUUGGACGUGUUCGCGCAUGAAGAUGCAGUGUAUGGCUUGUCGGUGAGCCCAGUGAAUGACAACAUUUUCGCGAGCUCCUCAGACGAUGGCCGGGUUCUCAUCUGGGACAUCCGGGAAUCUCCCCAUGGAGAGCCCUUCUGCCUGGCAAACUAUCCAUCAGCCUUUCACAGUGUCAUGUUCAACCCUGUGGAGCCCAGGUUGUUGGCGACAGCCAAUUCGAAGGAAGGAGUGGGACUCUGGGAUAUUCGGAAGCCUCAGAGCUCGCUGCUGCGCUAUGGUGGCAACCUGUCCCUCCAGAGUGCCAUGAGUGUGCGAUUCAACAGCAACGGGACCCAGCUCCUGGCCCUGAGGCGUCGCCUGCCCCCGGUACUCUAUGACAUCCACUCCCGCCUACCCGUGUUCCAGUUUGACAAUCAGGGUUACUUUAACUCGUGCACCAUGAAAAGCUGCUGUUUUGCAGGAGACCGUGACCAGUAUAUCCUCUCAGGCUCGGAUGACUUCAACCUGUAUAUGUGGAGAAUUCCUGCGGAUCCAGAAGCAGGUGGCAUUGGUAGGGUGGUCAACGGAGCCUUCAUGGUGCUGAAGGGACAUCGUUCUAUUGUCAACCAGGUUCGCUUCAAUCCCCACACCUACAUGAUCUGCUCUUCCGGUGUAGAGAAGAUUAUCAAGAUCUGGAGCCCGUAUAAGCAGCCAGGGUGUACCGGAGACCUGGACGGUCGGAUCGAGGAUGACUCCCGCUGCCUCUAUACCCACGAAGAGUACAUCAGCCUAGUGCUGAACAGCGGGAGUGGCCUGUCGCACGACUACGCCAACCAGUCGGUGCAGGAGGACCCGCGCAUGAUGGCCUUCUUCGACUCCCUGGUACGCCGGGAGAUCGAGGGCUGGAGCUCCGAUUCAGACAGUGACCUCAGCGAGAGCACCAUCCUGCAGCUACACGCUGGGGUCAGCGAGCGCUCGGGCUACACGGACUCCGAGUCUUCGGCCUCACUGCCCCGCUCCCCACCUCCCACAGUAGAUGAGUCUGCCGACAACGCCUUCCACCUGGGGUCCCUACGGGUCCCUGCCACCAACACAGUGGCUUCUACUCCUCCGACCUCCACGUGUGAGGAUGCGGCCUCACGCCAGCAGCGCCUGUCUGCCCUACGGCGCUACCAGGACAAGCGCCUCCUGGCCCUUUCCAACGAGUCCGACUCUGAAGAGAACGCCUGCGAGGUUGAACUGGACACAGACCUCUUCCCUCGGCCCCGCUCACCCAGCCCUGAGGACGAGUCCAGCAGCUCCAGCAGCUCCAGCAGCUCUGAGGACGAGGAGGAGCUGAAUGAGCGCCGGGCCUCCACCCGGCAGCGGAACGCCAUGCGGCGCCGGCAGAAGGCACUGCGGGAGGAGAGGCCCGGGGCUCCUGUCAAGCCCACUCCCACCUACAUCGGAGAAGACAACUACGAUUACCCCCAGAUCAAAGUGGACGACCUCUCUUCCUCCCCCGCCUCCUCCCCUGAGCGGGGCACAGCCACUCUGGAGAGCCAGCAGAGCCGUACAUCCCCAACCUCUGACAUGGAGUCCGUGGAGAGAAAGAUUUACAAAGCUUACAAGUGGCUCCGCUAUUCCUACAUCUCUUACUCAAAUAACAAAGAUGGAGAACCGUCCCUGGGAGUGGGGGAGGCUGAAGAAGGGAGUGCGGGAACCAGCCACAGCAAGGACAGCCCAGCCCCUUCUUCCAGUAAAGAUGCCUGUCUGCCUUCAGUCCUGGCCCAGAGGAACCAGGACCUGCCCCCUGAAGGCUGCAGCAAGGAUGUCUGUAAGGAGGGGACUUCGAGAAAUCCCAGCAGCAGCCCAGGCCACGAGCACAGCGGCCCCCCUUGUGCUGAGGCCCAGGAGGGCACCUCCCAGGACACCACCAACAGUGGCGCUGUAGAACACACUUUUGAGUCCAAGAAGCUCAAUGGGAAGGCCCUGAGCAAGGCCCUGAGCAGCCGGGCCGAGGAGCCGUCCUCUCCUCCUGUCCCCAAAACAUCGGGCUCCAAUCUGAGCAGUGGGCAUGGCAGCUGUCCUAGGACCCAGUCUGACGACAGUGAGGACAGGAGUCUCGACACCAUCUGUGCCAACCACAACAAUGGCUGCUUACACCCCAGGCCCCCUCACCCCCACAACAACGGGCAGAACCUGGGGGAGCUGGAGGCUGCAGCCUACGCUUCCCCGGCACAUUCAGACACUGACCGUGAUAACUCAUCCCUGGCGGGGACGCUCCUACACAAGGAUUGUUGUGGGUCUGAAAUGGCCUGUGAAACCCCCAGUGCUGGAGCGAAAGAGGACCCCUCUGACCCCGCAGCCCCAGACGGCAGCAGGGCUGUUCAUGGCCACAGUGGCCUGAAAAGGCACCGAGUUGAAUUGGAAGAUACAGAUUCAGAGAAUUCCUCCUCAGAGAAGAAAUUAAAAACAUGACAAACACAAAGGGAAGACAAAAAGCUACAAAGAGUAGCCUUAUUAAAAAAAAAAAUGUCUUGUUUAGUGAACACAGAGGAAAGGAAAAAAAAGUAUUAAAGGCACAUAAAACCAGG
Molecule: messenger RNA, 3063 nt
Organism: Ochotona princeps (American pika)
Lineage: Eukaryota; Metazoa; Chordata; Mammalia; Lagomorpha; Ochotonidae
Gene: DCAF5
Product: DDB1 and CUL4 associated factor 5
Exons: 9
Coding region: 104-2947 (947 amino acids)
Biological process (GO): negative regulation of fatty acid biosynthetic process
Cellular component (GO): Cul4-RING E3 ubiquitin ligase complex; cytoplasm
Molecular function (GO): protein binding
Source: RefSeq, a predicted model, not a curated record